Messenger RNA from Planococcus citri (citrus mealybug), 1281 nucleotides. Its product is annotated as juvenile hormone acid O-methyltransferase-like. Lineage: Eukaryota; Metazoa; Arthropoda; Insecta; Hemiptera; Pseudococcidae. Bases 311 to 1135 code for a protein of 274 amino acids. The transcript is spliced from 6 exons. The record is from RefSeq and is a predicted model, not a curated record.
UAAUACCUAUGAAGACAGUAUAAGUACAUAAUAUCUAUUAAAACUUGGUUUGUCGUUGUAUUUAUAAUACUAUCGGUGCGUAAAUUUAUCGUCGGCAUCUCUAGUGGCGAGCUUGUUCAAAAUUUGAAAAAUUUUCUAUUGCUCUUUUUAUAGUUUUUUUUAUUUAAUGCAUUCAAUAUUUGAAGAGUUUUUAUCAAUUUCGCUAUAAGUAUUAUAGUCUGUCGGCAAUUCUGUGAUCGUUGUGUCUCCUUGAGUAGGUGCCUCUGCCUAUCUACUCGAAUGCAUUUUUUGUUACUUUGUUGCUGCGAGGAUGUUCCAAGCUCAAACGUAUUUAUCCAAUCACUCGCUGCAAGUUCGCGAUGCCGAUGAAGUUUUACAAAAAUUCAAAUCGGAAAUUAAAUGGAAACGUGGACAGAAAGCGAUCGAUAUUGGUUGCGGUCCGGGAGACGUCACACACGACUAUUUGCUGCCUAUACUUCCAAAUGAUGCGGAACUGCUUGCCGUUGAUAUGUGCGAAAGGAUGGUUAACCUGGGCAGAAAUCACUAUUCCGAUCCGCGUCUGAAUUUCGAUGUUCUAAAUUUAACGAAUUCAGAAGAAGUCGAGAAAUACGAGUCGAAUUUUGAUUUGGUGUUUUCGUUUUAUUGUCUGAAUUGGAUACCAGAUCAACGACUGGCCUUGAAGAAUAUGUAUUCAAUGUUGAAACCAGGAGGCGAGAUGUUAUUCACGCUCGUCGUCGAUUCUCCCAAUCAUCUGGUCUGGGAGCUUACAGCAGCUUCUCCAAAAUGGUCCGCGUAUAUGAAAAAUUUUAGAGACACCAUACCACGUUAUCAUUACAGCGACGAUCCCGCAUCUGAAAUCAGCGAGUUGAUUCGAGACGUGGGUUUUCACAUUAAGCAUUGCUCUUUCGAAUGGAAAUCAUUCACGUUCCCAACAAAGCAAAUUUUCCACAAAUUUAUGGACGGAAUAAACCCUUUCCUGAGAAAUGUUCCACAAUGCCUGCUGGAAGAAUACGGCCAAGAAUGGGAGAAAACCUUAUGGAACGAGAAAUUAUGUUUUCUGCACGAAACCGGCGAAGUUACUUAUAAGUAUUCUGUGAUCACAGCUUUCGCUCAAAAACCAGUAACGAAUGCGUAAUAAAUAUCAAUACCUAUGUACCUAAUUUAUAAGUGGUGAUAAACUUUCAAGCGUACGUAUUCGUAAAUCACCACAAUUCACUAUUGUUAGCGAAUUUUCAAUUGUAUAUUUUGUAUUUUUCAUUAAAAACUCGUUUUUAAUUUUUA